This is a messenger RNA of Eimeria tenella, 828 nucleotides long. RefSeq names its product sec7 domain-containing protein, putative. The record is from RefSeq and is a predicted model, not a curated record. The transcript has 2 exons. The coding region runs from base 1 to 828 and encodes 275 amino acids. NCBI's taxonomy places the organism in Eukaryota, Apicomplexa, Conoidasida, Eucoccidiorida, Eimeriidae.
AUGUCCCGGAGGUUGCCGCGCCUGCUGUUGCUGUUGCUGCUGCGGUCUUGUUGCUGCUACUGCAUUGCUGCUACUUCUGUCUCGUUGCUGCUGCAGCUAGGAGGGCUUAGCGACCCUCCUACGGAGUGUGGGGCCCGUCUCAGCGUGGAGGGGCUUCGCCGGCUGCUGCAGUCUUUGAAGCAGUACCUGCAGCAGCCAGAGGCAGCAGCAGAAUGGCUGGCUGUUGCCGGUGCCGUAGCAGACGCCUUCAGCCAUUCGGCCCCGCGGGCUCUUCUGGCGAGAGCGGCUGUGACGACCCAGGCCCUUCGUUUGUCUUUUGGUCUCUACUUCUCUUCAAUUGAGACACAAGAUCUAGGCCCCAGUGCGGCAGCCGCUGCUGAAGCGGCUCACCAACAGCAGCAGCAAAAGCAACGGCAGCGAGAGAAGCAGCAGCAGCAGCAGCGGCAUCUGCAGCAACGACACCAGGAGCAGCCGCAGCAGCCCCUGCCGCAGCAACAACAGCAAAGAAAGCAGCAUCGGCAACGGGAUGAUUCCCCAGGGCCUUCGUUUGGCCACCCGCUUGACUGGUUAUUGCAGGAGGGUCUCCGCAGCAGCAGCAGCAAAAUGCCAGCAGGCACGGAGCCCCUGCCUGCUGAAGACCGGCAGCUGCUGCUGCGCUGUCUGCCAGAGUCCAUCUGCAGCAGCAGCAGCAGCAGCAGCAGCAGCCGGACCCCGACGGCCGUUGGCGGCCACCUGAUGGCCCCGCUCAGGCUUCCGUUUGAUCCGCAGGAUGUCGCAGCAAGAUGUGUAGCACAACUGCUGCUGAUAGACUUGCUGAGGGUAAGCUAA